Molecule: messenger RNA, 10705 nt
Organism: Herpailurus yagouaroundi (jaguarundi)
Lineage: Eukaryota; Metazoa; Chordata; Mammalia; Carnivora; Felidae
Gene: MAST4
Product: microtubule associated serine/threonine kinase family member 4
Exons: 32
Coding region: 270-8186 (2638 amino acids)
Biological process (GO): peptidyl-serine phosphorylation; intracellular signal transduction; cytoskeleton organization
Molecular function (GO): protein binding; protein serine/threonine kinase activity; ATP binding
Source: RefSeq, a predicted model, not a curated record
AGGAUUGUGGAGCGUAGGGCACCGGCUCGAGCUGGCCUGUCCCCGCGCGCGGGAGCCCCGGUCGGCCGCCAAAUCUGGGCGGCUGGUAACUUGGCGGCGGGCUCCCGCGGCCGUGCCGCGGCCAUGUAGUCGCCGGCGGGGCUCCCCGCAGCCCGGGAGCGGCAGCGAGAGCGAGCCGGAGCCGCGCAGCCCGCAGCUUUCCCUGGAGACGCUGAGUGCCCGCCGCGUCCCCGCUGCCCCUCGGGCUGCACUUUGGGCCCGAGAGGGAAAUGGGGGAGAAAGUUUCGGAGGCGCCGGAGCCGGUGCCCCGUGGCUGCAGCGGCCACGGCGCCCGGGCUCCUGCCCCUGCGGUGGCCGCCGCAUCCUCGCCUGGCGCUUCCUCGGCCGAGUCCUCCUCGGGCUCAGAAACUCUGUCGGAGGAAGGGGAGCCCGGCGGCUUCUCUCGAGAGCAGCCGCAGCCACCGCCGCCGGGCGGCGCCCUAGGCGCCCCGCCGCCCGCCGCGUGGGCUCCCGCGCGCGUGGUGCUUGAGCUUGGAGUCUGUGCGCCGCCGCCGCAGCUCCGCGGAGGAACCGCGCCGCCCGCGCCGCGGGGCAGCAGCGCGUCCCAGGAGGAGCAGGACGAGGAGCUUGACCACAUACUGUCACCUCCGCCCAUGCCGUUUCGGAAAUGCAGCACCCCGGAUGUGACUUCUGGUCCUGCAAAGUCACUGAAGUUUAAAAGACAGCUGAGUGAGGACGGGCGAGAGCUGAGGCGGGGAAGCCUGGGAGGAGCUCUCACAGGGCGGUACCUGCUUCCAAACCCAGUGGCGGGGCAGGCCUGGGCCACCUCGGCGGAGACGUCCAACCUCGUGCGCAUGCGCAGCCAGGCCUUGGGCCAGUCUGCGCCCUCGCUCACCGCCAGCCUGGAAGGGCAGCCUCCGAAGAGCCAUUUCACCUCCGCCCGACAUCGGCAGAGACUAGUGGACCCAGCUGCUUCAAAAAAGGAGUUGAGUCUCCCCCGAAGAGGAAGUUUGAUAGAUUCCCAGAAGUGGAAUUGCUUGGUCAAACGUUGCCGAACAAGCAACCGGAAAAGCUUGAUAGGCAAUGGACAGUCACCAGCAUUGCCUCGACCACACUCACCUCUCUCUGCUCAUGCAGGAAACAGCCCUCAAGAUAGUCCAAGAAAUUUCUCCCCCAGUGCCUCAGCCCAUUUCUCAUUUGCACGGAGAAAUGACAGGACUGAUGGACGCCGCUGGUCCUUGGCUUCUCUCCCUUCUUCUGGCUAUGGGACAAACACCCCCAGCUCCACAGUCUCUUCCUCCUCUUCCUCCCAGGAGAAGCUGCAUCAGUUACCAUACCAACCAACGCCAGAUGAAUUGCACUUCCUGUCAAAACAUUUUUGUACUACUGAAAGCAUUGCCACGGAAAACAGAUGCAGGAACACCCCCAUGCGCCCCCGUUCUCGAAGUCUGAGCCCCGGACGUUCUCCCGCCUGCUGUGACCAUGAAAUAAUUAUGAUGAACCAUGUCUACAAAGAAAGGUUCCCAAAGGCCACGGCUCAGAUGGAAGAACGUCUGAAGGAAAUAAUCACCAGCUACUCUCCUGACCACGUUCUUCCUCUAGCAGAUGGAGUGCUCAGUUUCACUCACCAUCAGAUUAUUGAACUGGCUCGAGAUUGCUUGGAUAAAUCCCGCCAGGGUCUCAUCACCUCACGAUACUUCCUUGAAUUACAACACAAAUUAGAUAAAUUGCUGCAAGAGGCUCAUGAUCGUUCAGAAAGUGGAGAAUUGGCAUUUAUUAAACAACUGGUUCGAAAGAUCCUAAUUGUUAUUGCCCGCCCAGCUCGAUUAUUAGAGUGUCUGGAAUUUGAUCCUGAAGAAUUUUACUACCUGUUGGAAGCAGCCGAAGGCCAUGCCAAAGAAGGACAGGGUAUUAAAACUGACAUUCCCAGGUACAUCAUUAGCCAGCUGGGGCUCAAUAAGGAUCCUUUGGAAGAAAUGGCUCAGUUGGGAAACUAUGACAGUGGGACAGCAGAAACACCAGAAACAGAUGAAUCAGUGAGUAGCUCCAAUGCUUCCUUGAAACUUCAAAGGAAACCUCGGGAAAGUGAUUUUGAAACGAUUAAAUUGAUUAGCAAUGGAGCCUAUGGGGCAGUCUACUUUGUUCGGCAUAAGGAAUCCCGGCAGAGGUUUGCUAUGAAGAAGAUCAAUAAACAGAACCUCAUCCUCCGAAACCAGAUCCAGCAGGCCUUUGUGGAACGGGAUAUCCUGACCUUUGCAGAGAAUCCCUUUGUUGUCAGCAUGUACUGCUCCUUUGAAACAAGGCGCCACCUUUGCAUGGUCAUGGAAUAUGUGGAAGGAGGCGACUGUGCUACCUUGAUGAAGAAUAUGGGUCCUCUCCCUGUUGACAUGGCAAGGAUGUACUUUGCGGAGACAGUCUUGGCCUUGGAAUAUCUACAUAAUUAUGGAAUUGUACACAGGGAUUUGAAACCAGACAAUUUGUUGGUCACCUCCAUGGGGCACAUAAAGCUGACAGAUUUUGGAUUAUCCAAGGUGGGACUAAUGAGCAUGACUACCAAUCUUUAUGAAGGUCAUAUCGAGAAGGAUGCUCGAGAGUUCCUGGACAAACAGGUCUGUGGCACGCCUGAAUACAUUGCACCAGAAGUGAUUUUGAGGCAGGGCUAUGGGAAGCCAGUGGACUGGUGGGCCAUGGGGAUUAUCCUCUAUGAAUUUCUGGUUGGAUGCGUGCCAUUCUUUGGGGACACUCCAGAAGAGCUGUUUGGACAAGUCAUCAGUGAUGAGAUCAACUGGCCGGAAAAGGAUGAGGCUCCACCCCCCGAUGCCCAGGAUCUGAUUACCUUGCUUCUUAGGCAGAAUCCCCUGGAGAGACUGGGAACAGGUGGCGCCUAUGAAGUCAAACAGCAUCGAUUCUUCCGUUCUUUAGACUGGAACAGUUUGCUGAGACAGAAGGCAGAAUUUAUUCCCCAACUGGAAUCUGAGGAUGACACAAGUUAUUUUGAUACUCGGUCAGAGAAAUAUCAUCACAUGGAGACUGAGGAAGAAGAUGACACAAAUGAUGAAGACUUUACUGUGGAAAUAAGGCAGUUUUCCUCCUGUUCACACAGGUUUUCAAAAGUUUUCAGCAGCAUAGACCGAAUAACUCAGAAUCCAGGAGAAGAGAAGGAAGAGCCUGGAGACAAAACCAAAAGCACAACAUUGCCAUCCACAGAAACAUUCAGCUGGAGUUCGGAAUAUUCGGAAAUGCAACAGUUAUCCACAUCCAACUCUUCAGAUACUGAAAGCAACAGACAUAAACUCAGUUCUGGCCCACUUCCCAAACUGGCUAUUUCAACAGAGGCAGAAAAAGAUGAAGGUGCUCCCUGCCCCAGAGACCUGCACGAGGAGCCCGAGGUCACCACUCCCGCCAGUACAAUCAGCAGCUCCACCCUGUCAGUUGGCAGUUUUUCAGAGCACUUGGAUCAGAUAAAUGGACGAAGCGAGUGUGUGGACAGUACAGAUAAUUCCUCAAAGCCACCCAGUGAACCCGCUUCUCACAUGGCUCGCCAGCGAUUAGAAAGCACAGAAAAAAAGAAAAUCUCGGGGAAAGUCACAAAGUCCCUUUCUGCCAGUGCUCUGUCCCUCAUGAUCCCAGGAGAUAUGUUUGCCGUUUCUCCCCUGGGAAGUCCAAUGUCCCCCCAUUCCCUGUCCUCGGACCCUUCUUCUUCACGAGAUUCUUCUCCCAGCCGAGAUUCUUCAGGAGCUUCUGCCAGUCCACAUCAGCCCAUUGUGAUCCACAGUUCAGGGAAAAACUACGGUUUUACCAUCCGAGCCAUCCGGGUGUAUGUGGGAGACAGCGACAUCUAUACAGUGCACCAUAUUGUUUGGAAUGUUGAAGAAGGAAGUCCAGCAUGCCAAGCAGGACUGAAGGCUGGGGAUCUGAUCACACACAUCAAUGGAGAACCAGUGCAUGGACUUGUCCACACGGAAGUUAUAGAGCUUUUGCUAAAGAGUGGAAAUAAGGUCUCAAUCACCACCACCCCAUUUGAAAACACGUCCAUCAAGACGGGACCAGCCAGGAGAAACAGCUGUAAGAGCCGGAUGGUGAGGCGGAGCAAGAAAUCGAAGAAGAAAGAAAGUCUAGAAAGGAGGAGAUCCCUUUUUAAAAAACUAGCCAAGCAGCCUUCUCCUUUACUCCACACCAGCCGAAGCUUCUCCUGUUUGAACCGGUCCCUGUCAUCAGGGGAGAGCCUCCCAGGCUCCCCAACGCACAGCUUGUCUCCCCGGUCCCCCACGCCCAGCUAUCGCUCCACCCCUGACUUCCCAUCAGGUACUAACUCCUCUCAGAGCAGCUCCCCAAGCUCUAGUGCCCCCAACUCCCCAGCGGGGUCAGGACACAUCCGGCCCAGCACCCUACAUGGUCUGGCCCCCAAACUCAGCGGACAGCGCUACCGUUCUGGAAGGCGGAAGUCGGCUGGCAGCAUCCCCCUCUCCCCACUGGCCCGGACCCCCUCUCCAACACCACAGCCCACCUCCCCUCAGCGGUCACCAUCCCCUCUGUUGGGACACUCGCUUGGCAAUUCCAAGAUCGCUCAAGCUUUUCCCAGCAAAAUGCACUCCCCUCCCACCAUCGUCAGACAUAUCGUGAGGCCCAAGAGUGCAGAGCCCCCCAGGUCCCCACUGCUCAAGCGCGUGCAGUCAGAGGAGAAGUUGUCUCCCUCCUAUGGCAGUGACAAGAAGCACCUGUGUUCCCGCAAACACAGCCUGGAGGUGACCCAGGAGGAGGUGCCGAGGGAACAGCCUCCACGGGAAGUGACCUUGCAGAGCCUGGAGGAGAAUGUGUGUGACGCCCCUUCCCUGAGCCGCGCCAGGCCUGUGGAGCAAGGCUGCCUGAAGCGUCCUGUCUCCCGGAAGCUGGGGAGACAGGAGUCUGUGGAUGAGCUGGACCGAGAGAAGCUCAAGGCCAAGGUGGUGGUGAAGAAGCCAGAUGGUCUCCCAGAGAAACAAGAACCCCACCAGAAAUCCCAUGGACUUGGGAGUGAUUUAGAAAACCUCUCUACUUUUAGGCUGGAAGAGAGAGAGAAGAAAAUCUAUCCGAAGGCUUUAGAAAGGUCAAGUCAUUUUGAUAACAAAGUGGCCUUGCAGGAGGCCCCAUCCGUGGGCAGCCUGCUGAAAGGGGCUCUUCACAAGCAGGCCAGCAUUCGGGCCAGCGAGGGAGUGACCUCGGAAGGGGCAGCGGCUGGCCAUGGCCCAGCACCUGGGGACCACAGCCAGGGCAUCUGUGACUUCAAGCGCACCUCUGCUCCUGGCACCCUCCAGGACACUCUCUGCCACUCGGCUGAUAGGUCCAGCUCUGGGAAGGGUGAAAACACGGAGAAGGCCUCCCAGGCCAAGGAGUGUCUCCGAUGUGAGAAGUUAGACAGCAAACUGGCCAACAUCGAUUACCUCCGAAAGAAAAUGUCACUUGAAGACAAAGAUGACGGCCUGUGCACUGUGCUCAAGCCCAAGAUGACGUCUAGUGCCCACGAAAGCCUGCCCGGGAACCCCGUCCGGUCCAUGGGUGGACAGCAGGAGGCCCCAGUGGCCUCUGAGAGCCGAGCAUUCAUGAGCAGUGCCCACACGGCUCAGAUCAGCACUGUCUCCUUUGUCCCUCUCAAGGCGCUAGCUGGGCGGGUGGACGGUGGAGUAGAGAAGCCGGGCUUGGUUGCUCCUGAGUCACCCGUCCGGAAAAGCCCUUCUGAGUAUAAACUGGAAGGUAGGUCUGUGUCCUGCCUGAAACCAAUUGAGGGCACUUUGGAUAUUGCUCUCCUGUCUGGACCUCAGGCCUCCAAGACAGAGCUGCCUUCCCCGGAGCCUGCACAGAGCCCCAGCCCGGCCAGUGAUGUGAGGCCCUCUGUGCCACCGGCUCUCCCCAGCACCGGGGGCAAGAAGGGUGAGACGGCGGGUCAGAGGGAGCCUUCCCCUGCUGGCUUCAGGAUUAAUAAGUCCUACCUGCUGGAGCCCCGGUUCCCACCCCCCAGCCGGGGUCUCCAGAAUUCACCAGCAGCUCCCGUGCCUUGCUCUGACCCAGAGCUAAAGCGGGAUAGGAAAGCUUCCCAUGCAGCCAAGAGCACAGUGACGGUCAUGGAAAGUGAUCCCCAGCGGAGAGAGGGGGGCCCCAGCAAACACCAAAACCAUAGCCCUGACACCAAACUCCUCCCCUCCCUGGGAUUGAACCCCCACAGCGCGGACCCAUCCAGGUCACGCAGCCUGCUGCUGCCUGAAGGUACCGCCUCAAGAGAGAAGCCAAGUGGGAGGGAAUCCUCUGAAAGGGGCCCUUCCACGGCCAGAAGCGAGCGGUCCGCUGUGAGACCUGACUCCCACAGGGAUCCCUCUGUGGAGUUGUAUCCUCCAGAAGCUGCUAAAACCAGUGACAAUUCCAGAAAUCUCUCCUCCGGGGAAAGGACCCGUCCAGAUUCCUGCACUCAGACCCAAGCCCUGGAGAAAGCAUGGGCACCUUGUGGGAAAACAAACCACAGAGAUGGCCGAGAUGAGGUGAGGCCCCUGGCGAGGGAGGACUCCUCUUUGCAGUCAGCAGGGACUCCUCGUGAGAGGGAGCCGGGCAGAGGACGAGGUGGCCCGGAACCCCAGCCAGAAGCUCCUCCCAGCCGGUGGUCCCUGCAGCCACCAGGUACUGAACGUGGGAAGGAAGCCCAGCUCUCUGCUUUCCCAUCCUUGCCGAAAGACAGUCCCAAGGAACCAGAAAGGAAAGAACAGCCUCUACAAAAGCACGUCAGCAGUAGCUCUCAGCCCCCGCUGGUCACCAAAGAACUGCCCAGCCUGGCCACUCAGCAGCACUGCGGCUCCCCAAGCCACUCCUCAGGCAGAGAGCCGGGGGGCAAGCCCUGUACUACAGAGCCCAGCCUGGGCCUCCAGGGCCCUCCCAGGCCCGCUGCAGUGCAUGGUGAAAGCAGCAGCCCCAAGUCUGGGCCUGGCCCCGACUCCAUCCCCGCAAAGUCUAAGCACCCUGACAGGGCCCUCUCCUCCCAGAAGCCAAGCGUUGGGCCUGCAGCAGGUAGAGAGGCUGCAGCCCAGCCGCAGGUCGGCCCCAGCCGAGAAGGGAAGGACAGCAGUAAGGGUGUGCCGGAGGCCUUCCCUGCCCUCCCAGGCUCCCAGAACACAGCCACCAAUGCGAUUAGCCAGGGAGGAAGUGGACCCUCAGUUCCGCUGCUCACCGAAGGGGGUCCUCUAGACCCUAAGCUAAAAGCCACCGGUGGCAGGCGGUCCCCGGAGGCACCAGAGAAGCCCACGCAUCUGCCGCAGCAAGGACACCCAGGAGGGGGUGAAUCGGCGGACCAGAAAGUUGCCCCUGUCAAUGAAAAGCAAAACGUGUCUCCAAAGCACCCCAAACCAUCCACUGUGAAAGAGUGCCCCGCUGUGUGCAGACAGACAGACAGGAGUCCAAGUUCACAGGCUGCCACCGCCACGGACAGGAAGUCUGAGGGGAAGAAAUGCACUGAAGCACUUUACGUUCCAGCAGACGGCGGGAAGCUUGAGGCCAGCCUUUCCCUGGCACCCGGCGAGGCCCGGCCAAAAGGCCCAGAGAGGCCAGCAGCUGCUGUGGGGAAAGGCUUGCCAGAGGCCAAGGGGAAAGUGCUGAGUCCCCAGAAGCCGCUGACUGAGGCAGGCAAGCCCAGCGGCAUGAAACGGUCGCCCUCGGCCACCGGACAGAGUUCUUUUCGAUCCACUGCCCUCCCAGAAAAGUCUCUGAGCUCCUCCUCCAGCUUUCCUGAGGCCAGACCGGGGGCUCGAGAGGCUGCUGCAACUAGCGGUGACACAUCUUUGGCCAAGGCCAGCGGGGCUGCGGCUAAGACCCUGCCCGGGGGCGACGGCAGAACCCACAUGACAAAGAGCGACUCUCUGCCAUCCUUUCGGAGCUCCACCGUCACCCUGGAAUUGCACCACCCCAGCCCGCCCGUGGCAGGGGGAGCCGGCCUCCGGGACAGGGCCCUGUCGGUAUCUGCCACCACAGGAGAAACCAAAGGCAAAGAGCCUGUCGCAGCCCCGCCCUCUCAGACUAGGAAACAGAGCGUGGGCAGAGAAGUGACCAAGGCAUCCCCAGCUCCAAACCCUGACCGGCCCAUCGCCCUUUCUUCUGAGAAGGACUUUGUGGUGCGGCAGAGGCGGGGGAAAGAGAGUUUGCGUAGCAGCCCGCACAAAAAGGCCUCGUAACGGGGCAGGCCCCAGGCCCGACUGGGGAGACCCGACCUGAAUGUGUACCUGAGUCUUGACUACCUUGUGAAGCCAGCACUGUGUGGGAACGCCCGCCGGGCAGAGCCUGGAGCCCCUAGGCAGAGGGGGAGAGGGAGAGAGAGACAGAAAGAGGGGACCUUCUUCCAAUUGCCUUCCCAAUUGUAACCCAUGACACUGUUACCAGAGAGGGUUUGUACGAAAAACGAAAACAACAACAAUAAAGAAACACCUUUACAGUGGAAGGUUGUUGAGGAUAAAGAUUUUCUCUGUAAAUACCUAGCAAUGUGUUUGGUUUGGGAUGUAGAGUGAUACCUUGCUGCUGAUGGCGUUGUUUACCACAGCUUUUUCUUUUCUUCUCUUUUCUUUUUUUUUUUCCAGUAGGAUUUUUGCUUUACCGCUUAUCAUCACGUAGUAAUGAAGCAAAAUGGUUAAAACCGGGUGUAUGUAAGAGUAUAGAUACACUCGUGUGUAUAUACACAUCCACCCACAUGUUUUGGUCUCUGGUUUCAGAGAAUAUUUCAAGACUACAUUUUUCUAAGUUAAAACAUUCUGAGUAGAGUUCAAGAUGAAAGAAAGCCCUAAAUACAGUAGAUGGUGAGUUUGUGCGUGUCUUUUUAACCCAAGAUUUUGAGAGUACUGUAUCUGCCUACCUAGAUUUCCAGAUCUUAAAGCAAGAACUACUCUAGUCACUGCAUUUGGACUCUUCCUCCCUUAGGAAUGGCCGGAACAAGCAGAGCUAACCAUAUUCAUGUUACGGUCAUCGCGGUGGACGCUUGAUCUUGGGUCCAACUGUCUGAAAGGCCAGUUAUCCUUGUCUCUGGGUAUAUAUGUCGGGUCUUCACCCUGGGUGUAGUGGAGGCUAUAAACACACGUCAGCUUUGUUUCUCUCGCUUUCCCUUCUUUUCAUGCUCUUAAACUCAGGCCUUGAUCCUAUGAGUCACUAGUCCGAGAAGCACACAUUUCGUAGUAGUCUUGUGCCAGCCCUGCUCUUGAACAAAAAGGAAAAUUACUGGCCACACGCAGAUCCAGUAGUACUUAAGUUGAGUAAUAAGCAUCAGGCAUUGGAAGAGGUUUUAAAUUUGCAUUUUUGAGGGAAAGGGGGGGUGGAUUUUGGCAUCAUAGCAUAUAUAUUAAUGAAUAAUCAGGACAUCAGAUACAUUUUAAUACAUAGCUGGGGCCUUAUGUUGUAGAUGAAGCUUGCUGUUUUUAGCAAGUUCCUGGGUUUCACAUUCAUUUCUGAUGCAUCGAGUAGCUCCAUACAUUUCAUAACAUGAUCUCUUUAUUUGUAUGCAAAAAAAAAAAAAAAAAACCGUAUUAAUAAAGAGCAGCGUUUUUUAACAAAAAGACUUGGUGGAGCUAUUUGGUGCUUGAAUGUGACUGUCCUUUUUACUUUUGCUAAGCCUUAUUUAAAUUUUGUAUACCAUGGAAGAUGUAGACUUCGUCAAAUCAUUUUAGUGUUGAGGGGGUUUUUGUUUGUUUUUGUUGCAGUUGUCCUGGAGGCUUGUUUUGUAUUGUAAGACGGCACUUGCUGACCUAAGUACUAAGGCACUAAGAGAAAAUACACACAGAUAAGUAUUUAUAAGAUGUUUGGGAUCCAUAGCAGGAUUUUCUGUUUUGUUUUUCAAGAGGGAAAACAAUUACCAAUAAAUACAAAUUUGGCACCCAAACCCCCUCGGAUGUCUUAGUAUCUAAAUCAUUCAUCUAAAGCACAGCCUGCGGAUUGUAAAUUAUUUAGCAGGGCUGUAAACCCUGCUCCAAAAACAAAGGCAUCACUUAACUGACUGCUGGGUUGUCCUUCCUUGUAAAAUGAGUUGGCAAACAGAAAAAGUCCCCCCCUACCCCUGUUUUCCGCCCCCCCUGCCCCCGUGUAGUUUUAGCCAUUCCCCAUCACUACGUUGUGAAAUGGUAGAAGAAACGCAUAUUUUAGAAGAACUUAAAUGGGUUUCCAAAGUGGUCUCAACAUUUAUAAUUCAUAUCUGUGUUUGGCAGUUGUCACAACCCAAUCAUCUGUACUCAGACAUCACGACAGGUGUGUCGGGGAGGGAGUUCAUGGUUUACAGCCUUUGCUUUUUAACUGUCCAGUUUCCUUUAAAGCACAACUAGCUGCCUGUUUACAAAUGAUAUUUUUAUGUAUAUUUUGUAUAGUGUAUUAUCAUUUUGGCCAAAUAUGUUUUUGCAUUUUGGAUGGGUAAAGAGUACUUAAGGUUGCAUUCAUGUAAUACCUGUCUGUUGUUGUAAACCUCUCCAAUCAGCUGGUAGAAAUUCUCCUGUGUUCUAUUCGGUCAGUCUCCUGUGAUUGUAAGAUGUGCUCCUUGGUAGUACUCCCAGCUGUAGAUUUACCAGCUUAAAAGUUUGUUAGGAUCUGUGCAAUAAAGUGUUUGCAGUCUUAUUUUCUCUAAGAAAUUCCCUAUGGAUGUCAUAAUUGUUGUAUAUUGAACAAAUAUUUAUACUUAUGCAGUUGCAUAACAUUGAAAUAAAAAUUUAGCAUGAAAAGAUAA